UUUAUAAGCUAAAAAUUAACAACUCUUUUAAAGGAACAAAGCUACAUGAGAACAAGAAGUCAAGCUAUAGAAGACACAAGCUCUUAUCAUGAGGAUCAUGAAGAAUAUGACGACCAAGAAGAUUCAGAGGAUCAAGAUGCCAACAUGGAAGAUGACUCAAAUCAGCUAAGUAAUCCUGAGGAUUCAGAGUGUUCAUUUGACCCAGCCGAAGCACUAGAGAUGAUUAAGCACAUUGGCAUGGAUUCUGAAAGCAUCUUAUAUUUAUACUCAGCUCAAAAGAAAAUACUUCCAGCUCGCUUUGAUUCAAUCUACAAGAGAUUAUUAUCAGCAGUAGACGAAUUAGAACAGACUGACUGGAGCCAGCAUUUUUAUGAAGAUUCUCCUAAUUUAGUAGCAGUUGAACAAUUAAAGGUCCUCAUUUCAGAAAUCUCUCAAAAAUAUUUAAGUCUGCUUAUUUUUCCCAAGAAAGAAACACAAAUGAUUCUGAGAAGUCAAACUAAAGCAUUAAGCAAGUGCUACCCCGCAAUCAUGAUGCCAUCUGAAGAGACAAAGUUUGCUGAAGAAUGUAUGAACAAGAAAGAAACUGGCAUGAGCACCAAGCUUUGUUCCAGCAUCUGCCAGAGCACUAAGAACUGGGAUGUUGACUUAAGCGACCCGGGACUUAUCUGAAUCUCAUCUAGAAAACGAGGAGACUUACUCUUCGCACAGAGAACUAAAGCCAUACCCAUCCCAAGCUGAAGUAAAUUUGGACUUUACAGUGUCAGGCACAAGCAAAAGGAAGGUAACCGGAUGCUGAGCGUCUCUUUGCCUAAAAGAAUGGAAGAUUUCGCCAUCUCAAACACUGAGCUAAAAGACAUCAGAUAUUGCAUGAAUACUAUUGCUAUUGCUGGUCCGAGAGUACUGAAUUCCAUCCAUUUUACCAAUUUCAGGAUUGAUGAACGCCAAGUCAAGAGGCUCUUCUCAGCAUGAAAGAAUAUUCCAAGCGUGCAGUUCUUUCACUGAGCUUUUGAGUUUGAAGGUACCCCUUGCCUCUCCCACUCCCUCUCCAACACCUCUCUCACGCACCUCUCCUUCAUCGAAUGCGAUGACGAAGACUACAGCUGCUGGAUAGUCUCCCCACACAAAUUCUCCAACCUCCUCCACAGCCUAGCCGCCUCAGACUUCAAGCACUCCAUCCAAGAAGUCGAACUGGGCAGGUUCUUCGUAAGCAAGUGGUUUGUACAAGACGUCUUCCAGAAGACAGGAUUGGGGACAGGGAAGUUUAAAGGCAAAUUUGAUGAUGAAGAGGGUGAAGGAGAGGGAGAAGGAGAGGAUGAAGAGUUUAUGGAUGAAGAGGAUUAUUAGAACGUAAUUUUUUAGUGGGGUUUUC
Molecule: messenger RNA, 1369 nt
Organism: Moneuplotes crassus
Lineage: Eukaryota; Ciliophora; Spirotrichea; Euplotida; Euplotidae
Source: the annotation of a GenBank genome assembly